Tetrahymena thermophila SB210 is the source of this 414-nucleotide messenger RNA. RefSeq lists its product as hypothetical. Lineage: Eukaryota; Ciliophora; Oligohymenophorea; Hymenostomatida; Tetrahymenidae. The transcript is spliced from 3 exons. The record is from RefSeq and is a predicted model, not a curated record.
AUGUAAUUUUUACAUGGAUGUAGAAUUAAGUUGUUUAGUUUAUUUUAUAAAAAUAAUGUUCCUAAUAUAAUAUAUUUAUUUAACAAUCUGAAUAAUAGUUAAAACUAGUUUAAAGGAAUAUUUUCAAUAAAGUUUUAAUCACGCAAACAAAAUAUAAGAUCUCAAUAAGAAUAUAGGUCUAUCUUUUUACAGUUCUUAGUAAUAGGAGAGUCCUGCCUACAUAUGGAGAUAGCACAGCCGUGUGUUUUUAGAAACUUUUCACCUAUACCAAUACAUAGUUUUUAAAUUGAUAUCAAGACCAGUCAGAUUCAUUUAAUAUUUUAAAAUAAAAUAAAAAUUUAAAUUAACUCUACACAAAUUACAUAAAAAUUGUUAAUUCAAUUAUUACAGGCUAUAAGAAUUAUUUUAAUAUGA